AGAUGAAGUGUGCAAACUUGGCUGUGCUGCUGGUCUUUCUACAAAAUGCCAUUGCACUCCAUAAUGUGACUACACCUCUUCCUACCUUGGUGGAAUAUCUGACCGAACCUCAGGCCACACUCAACAAACCUCAGUUUAUGAGAGAGCCAUUUGCCAAUGUAACCGGCUCUUUGAAUGAAAAUGGAGUGUGCCAAUGCUCAGUGUACCUGCCAGACACCACGUUUCCUGUGCAGAAGGUCGAGAUGCUGGAAAUCACAGCCCAAGUGCUUUCUGAGAAAUUUGAAAUAGAACUUACUAAAGUUAGCCAAUAUACCAAAGCAAUUGAAAUAUAUGAACAGAAAAUCCGAAACCUCACCAUCAAGGUGGAACAUAUGGAGUCGACCACUGUUUCUUAUACUGAGCUGGACUUUCAGUUACUGAAACUGGAAAUCAAUGAAAUGGAGAGACUGGUCACUCAGCUGAAAUCCACACUUGUUGGAAGCAAUGUGAUUGUUGAACAACUAUACGUGGAGAUUAGGAAUUUGACUCUCAUGGUAAAUGAUCUGGAAUCACUGGACAAAAACAAUAUCCUUGCAAUCCGUCGAGAAAUUGUGACUCUGCAGAAUCGAUUGAAGGAAUGUGAAAAAGAAAGAAAUCAAACCACUCCGCCCCCCUAUUUCCCACCAGGUAGCUGUGGUCAUGGUGGAAUUGUGAAUAUCAGCCAGCCCUAUAUUGUACAGCUGAACUGGAGAGGAUUUUCCUUCAAAUAUGGUGCCUGGGGUCGGGAUUACUCUCUUCAGACCCCAGAGAAGGACCUGUACUGGGUUGCACCUUUGAACACAGAAGGGAGAGUCUUGGAAUAUUACAGACUUCACGAUUCCUAUGAUGAUUUGCUGCUAUUCAAAAAUGCUAGAGAUAAAAGAAUUACCUACGGGGAAGGCAGUGGCACUGCAGUUUACAAUAAUUUCAUGUACUAUAAUAUAUAUAAUUCAAGAGAUAUGGGCAAGCUUGAUUUAAACACAAACACAUUAACUGUGAGGAAAACUCUGCCCAAUGCUGCUUAUGGUAACCGUUUCUCUUAUGCUGGUGUUGGGUGGCAAGAUAUGGACUUUGCUGUGGAUGAAAGUGGAUUAUGGGUAAUUUAUUCAACUGAAGAAAGCACAGGUAACAUUGUGAUUAGCAAACUCAAUGAGACCACACUUGAUGUGCUCCAUACUUGGAAAACAAGGCAGUACAAGCCAUCUGUUUCCAACACUUUCAUCAUAUGUGGUGUUCUAUAUGCCACACGACCUAUCAACACUAGGGAAGAGGAAAUAUUUUACACGUAUGACACCAACACCAAACAGGAAGGUAAAAUUAACAUCAUUAUGGACAAAAUGUUAGAAACAGUUCAGAGUAUCAACUAUAACCCCUCAGACCAUAUCUUGUAUGUUUACAAUAAUGGCUACCUUGUUAAAUACAAUCUGAUUUUUCAACCUGUGUUACACUGAUAUGAAUAAACUUAACAGCUAGAGAUCAUAGAAAGUCCCAUUUUAUAUCCCUGUGGAAAAUGUUAAUGUUAGAUUAGGAUCUAAUCCUACCAAGAAUAGCUACUGGGCAUAGGGUUUAUUACCAUGAGCUUUCCCAUUGAAGGGAUUACUUACACUAUAACCUCUAUGCCUGGUAAUAACUAAUUGCAAAACUGGGUUCUUAGUUUUUUAACUGGUGUUUAGCUACAAUGGUGACAGGUGUACUAGAAAUGCCUCUGCUGUAAAGAUAAAUAGAUGACUUACUGAUGGACAGAACAUGCAUAGCAAUAGGCUCACACACUGAUGUGCAUUUGGAGGAAUGUCUGUAUUUGAAUAAAACAUGGAAACUGAACUGCUGUUUUGUCAUCAUUGCUCAGAGUAUGGAAGGCCAUAAAUAUAUUAAACACUGGCCUCAAAUAAUUACUAAAAGAUUAAAAUUAGAGGAGAAUUAAGACUUGAUCUUUAAAGAGCAGACCAUUGGUU
This is a messenger RNA of Caretta caretta (loggerhead turtle), 1970 nucleotides long. It is a transcript of the gene OLFM4, whose product is annotated as olfactomedin 4. The record is from RefSeq and is a predicted model, not a curated record. Lineage: Eukaryota; Metazoa; Chordata; Testudines; Cheloniidae. Gene Ontology annotation, biological process: signal transduction.